GCGCUGCCAUUGGCCCGGCUGUCAUGUGGUCGCGCGGAGGCAUCCGCAAUUACACGGGAAUGUUUUCCUAGAGAUGUCAGCCUACAAAGGACACAAUCUCUCUUCCUCAAAUUCCUCCCCAAAAUGUCCUUUCCCAACAGCUCUCCUGCCGCUAAUACUUUUUUAGUAGAUUCUCUCAUCAGUGCGUGCAGGAGUGACAGUUUCUACUCCAACAGCGCCAGCAUGUAUAUGCCACCUAGCACAGACAUUGGGACUUAUGGGAUGCAAACCUGUGGACUCCUACCGUCUCUGGCUAAAAGAGAAGUUAAUCACCAAAAUAUGGGUAUGAAUGUACAUCCUUAUAUACCUCAAGUAGACAGUUGGACAGAUCCGAACAGAUCUUGUCGAAUAGAGCAACCUGUUACACAGCAGGUCCCCACUUGUUCCUUCACUACAAAUAUUAAAGAAGAAAGCAAUUGCUGCAUGUAUUCCGAUAAGAGAACCAAACUCAUUUCUUCAGACGUCCCUUCCUACCAGAGGCUGGUGUCUGAAUCAUGCCCCAUUGAGAACCCCGAGGUUCCCGUCCCAGGAUAUUUUAGACUGAGCCAGACCUACGCCACUGGGAAAACCCAAGAGUACAAUAAUAGCCCUGAAACGAGUUCAACCGUAAUGUUACAGUUAAACCCUCGCGGCAGCUCCAAACCGCAGCUAUCUUCUCAACUUCAGAUGGAAAAGAAAAUGAAUGAAAACCCGAACGGCCAGGACGGCGCGGCUAAAGUCUCUCAAGUGGAAAGUCCCGAGCCCAAGUCCACGUUGCAAGACGAGAGGAGCUGCCUGCCCGAAGGCUCCGUGUCCAGCCCCGAGGUCCAGGAGAAGGAGACUAAAGAGGAAAUCAAGUCCGAUACUCCAACGAGCAAUUGGCUAACUGCAAAGAGUGGCAGAAAGAAGAGGUGCCCUUAUACUAAACACCAAACACUGGAAUUAGAGAAAGAGUUCUUAUUCAAUAUGUAUCUCACCCGAGAGCGCCGCCUAGAGAUCAGUAAGAGCGUAAACCUCACUGACAGGCAGGUCAAGAUUUGGUUUCAAAACCGCAGAAUGAAGCUCAAGAAGAUGAGCAGGGAGAACCGAAUCCGAGAACUGACCGCUAAUCUGACCUUCUCCUAAGGCGUUCCCGGGGGUGGCAACAGCGAGCAGUGGGCACGGCACCGCCGGGGCCACGUGUGGGAGAGACUCUGGCAGAACCGUCCUUUUCCUUUUAUUUUCUGGUAGAAUGUGACUCUUCGUCCUUCUUUUAGCGCUGCAAGUGAAUAUGUAUUACUAUGACGAGUAUAUAUAAAACCUAGCACGUGUAAUUUAUUUUUGUUCUCAUCGUAAUGCAGGGUAACUAUUAUUGAAUAUUAUCAUUUGGUCUUAACUUAUUGGAACUGUCGAACAUCCAAGCAAUGUGACUUUUUUCAUGUUUUUACUAACAAAAUGGUAUUUAUGUGGGGCUGUUACACGGGCCAUAACGUUUGGAGUACAUUCAAUACUUUAAGAAAAAGGGGGGGAAACUUUGGGGGCGGGGGGAAAGAGAAGCACAUCAUAAUGUAACUAUCCUCGCAAAUGAACUUAGAGGUCGUCCUUCGUAAAAUGGAAUCUUUCAUUCUUCUCCAUUGUAGACAUUUUCUUGUGGUGCAUAUGUGGAAUAGUAGUCGUUCAGCAGCAAUAUGUCCUUCUUGUGCAUGUUCUGUUCGCAUGUAUAAUGCAAUAAA
This is a messenger RNA of Lagopus muta (rock ptarmigan), 1730 nucleotides long. It is a transcript of the gene HOXD10, whose product is annotated as homeobox D10. NCBI's taxonomy places the organism in Eukaryota, Metazoa, Chordata, Aves, Galliformes, Phasianidae. The record is from RefSeq and is a predicted model, not a curated record. Gene Ontology annotation, biological process: regulation of transcription by RNA polymerase II. Gene Ontology annotation, molecular function: RNA polymerase II cis-regulatory region sequence-specific DNA binding; DNA-binding transcription factor activity, RNA polymerase II-specific. The coding region runs from base 124 to 1143 and encodes 339 amino acids. Gene Ontology annotation, cellular component: nucleus. The transcript is spliced from 2 exons.